Molecule: messenger RNA, 1449 nt
Organism: Elaeis guineensis (African oil palm)
Lineage: Eukaryota; Viridiplantae; Streptophyta; Magnoliopsida; Arecales; Arecaceae
Product: putative pentatricopeptide repeat-containing protein At3g11460, mitochondrial
Biological process (GO): RNA modification
Molecular function (GO): RNA binding; zinc ion binding; protein binding
Source: RefSeq, a predicted model, not a curated record
AUGCGUCGCUCCGCCCUCCCCUUCAACGCUGUCACCCUCCUCGCCCUCCUCCCCUCCUGCCCCCACUCCGCCGUCCCCCCCCUCCACGCCUGCGCCCUCCGCGUCUCCCUCGCCGGCAAGCCCUCCGUCGCCAAUUGCCUUCUCUCCGCCUACGCUCGGGCCGGUGCCGUCGACGCCGCCCGCCAGGUGUUCGACGAGAUGCCCAACCCAAAACAGGUCAUUUCGUGGAACGCCAUGAUAUCUGGCUACGCCCAGAACGGCCUCGCCCCUCGCGUCCUAGACCUCUACCGGGAGAUGGAGCAGUCUGGCGAAGUCGAGCCGGACCCUGUCACACUUGUAGGUGUGCUAGCCUCCUGCGCCCAGCUCGGAGCCCACUCCGUUGGCCGGAGAAUCGAGCAUUAUAUAGCUCAAAAUCCUGCCUACGGUUCCAAUAUCUAUCUAAAGAACGCACUAAUAAACCUGCAUGCUAGAUGUGGUGAUUUAGGACGAGCACAAGAUAUCUUUGACAUGAUGCAGGAAAGAAGCAUUGUUUCAUGGACUGCAAUGAUUGCUGGCUAUGGAAUGCAUGGGCAUGGAGCGGCAGCGUUGCAGCUCUUUGAAAGGAUGAGAGCCGAUGGAAUCCGACCUGAUGGAGUUGUAAUGGUGAGUGUACUGUCUGCUUGUAGCCAUGCCGGGAUGACCGACAAGGGAUUGGAGUACUUCUCCAAAGUUGAGAGGGUCUUUGGGCUCAUUCCCGGGCCGGAGCACUACGCAUGCAUGGUCGACCUGCUUGGCCGUGCUGGCCGGCUCAAGGAAGCAUCGGACCUCAUUAAGUCAAUGGCGGUGGAGCCUGACGGUGCCGUCUGGGGUGCACUCUUGGGAGCCUGCAAGAUUCAUAAGAAUGUUGAGUUAGGGGAAUUGGCUUUCGAGCAUGUCAUCAAGCUCGAGCCGAUGAAUGUAGGGUAUUAUGUUUUGUUAUCAAACAUAUAUUCAGAUGCUGGGAGGUUAGAUGGUGUUGCGAGAAUUCGAGCAAUGAUGAGACAGAGAGGACUGAGGAAGGAUGCUGGGUGCAGUUAUAUGGAACUUGAGGGGAGUGUUCAUUUGUUCAUGGCUGAUGACCAUUCACACCCGCAGGCAAGGAGAAUUUAUGAGAUGGUAGUUAAACUGGAGGCUUUGGUGAAGGAGGCUUGUGGAGAAGAGGAGAACAAGAAAGAUGAAUUGAGGAAUGAGAAGGGAAAGAUUCUGCCACAAACUGGUUUUCAUAGCGAGAAGUUGGCUGCUGCUUUUGGGCUUCUGAAUACUGAAGCAGGAAGAGAGAUUGUGGUGAUCAAGAACUUGAGGGUAUGUGAGGAUUGCCAUUUGUUCAUGAAGGUGGUCUCUGAUAUAGUUAAUCGGAAGUUUGUUGUGAGGGAUGCGAGCCGGUUUCAUCAUUUUGAAGGUGGAGUUUGUUCUUGUAAAGAUUAUUGGUGA